Pelagomonas calceolata is the source of this 673-nucleotide messenger RNA. NCBI's taxonomy places the organism in Eukaryota, Pelagophyceae, Pelagomonadales, Pelagomonadaceae. The record is from the annotation of a GenBank genome assembly.
GCGUUCGGCCGCGGCUCUUGGCGUUUUAGCCCUUAGGAACGCGCCGAACACGCUUCAGACCUGGGCAAUAAACCAAGACGACCCGCUGCGCCGUCGAGCAAGUCGCACAUAUCACCCGCGCGCGCCACCAAACCUCCGGCAGCUUUUUGCCCGCGGCAGCUUUUCCUACACGCCGUGCGCACCGGUAAACACCAGCACCGAUGGCCGCCCAGCAGCAGCAGCCGCGCGGCAUCCUCAAGAACAAGCACGAGGCCGGCAAUAGGCCCCACCUCACCUGGGACGAAGAGACCAUCGCGGAACACGACAAGGAGCGAGGCACGCGCAUGAAGAUCGACGAGCCGGACACGCCCUACGCGCGCUACGACCCGGCCGAGGACCCCGACGUCGUCCAAGGGGCUUCGCCGCUGAGCCCGCCGAAGGAGCUCCAGCCCGUCCGGUCGACGUCUCUAGAUGAUCACUUAGGUGAUCUCUCCGAGAAAUUAGCUAGAGCAGCAACCGAUUCCGAGAAACCGCGAGCAGCCUUGUUCGUCGAGGAGGAGGAGCGAGACGAAGCGAAGGCCCGAGCCUUCGCUGCCAAAAGACAGCAGCACUACAACAUGGCGGGACUGCUGGGCAGGAAGUGGGACGAGGAAGACGAGAUGGAGGACGACGACUAAUGACUGUGUUUUUAUCG